Camelina sativa (false flax) is the source of this 1848-nucleotide messenger RNA. Lineage: Eukaryota; Viridiplantae; Streptophyta; Magnoliopsida; Brassicales; Brassicaceae. The record is from RefSeq and is a predicted model, not a curated record.
AUGGUGUCACAAACAAGAUCUGUCGUCCGAUUUCUCUUCAUUUGCCUUAUAGUAUCUCCCUUCUGUGGUUUUGCACUUUCCGCAACUUUGCCCACGCAAGAAGUGGAGGCCUUGAGGAUUAUAGGGAACACCUUAAAGAAGAAGACAUGGAAUUUUAGCGUGAACCCAUGCGACGUUGCAUCGAAUGUAGGUGGAUGGAGAAACCCUAACCCUGUUGAAGGGUCUGAAGACGCCGUCACUUGCGAUUGCUCUUUCCUUAAUGGAACCGUUUGCCAUGUCACAAGCAUAGUUUUGAAGACACAAGACCUUCAAGGGUCUCUUCCGAAGGAGUUUGUAGGGCUUCCUUACCUCCAAGAGAUUAAUCUCGCGAGAAACUAUCUCAACGGUUCAAUACCUCCAGAAUGGGGAGUUUUGCCACUUGUCAAUAUCACACUUCUUGGAAACCGUCUAAGUGGUCCAAUUCCCAAAGAGAUCGGAAACAUUACUACUCUAAGAAGCUUUGUCUUGGAAUACAAUCAGCUAUCCGGGAUAUUACCUCAAGAGCUUGGGAAUCUAUCAAACCGUCAACGACUGUUUCUUAGCUCAAAUAACUUCAGCGGGGAUAUACCAACUACCUUUGGCAAACUGACCAACUUGACCGACUUCCGUAUAAGCGACAACAGUCUCACAGGAACUAUUCCAGAUUUCAUCGGGAAUUGGACAGAACUUGAGAGUUUGGUUAGCCAUGCAAGUGGUUUAGCAGGACCCAUACCUGUUUCUAUUGCUGGUCUCACAAAGUUGGAGGAGCUGAGAAUCAGCGACUUGCCUGGACCAGGAUCUCCAGUUCCCCCGCUACAAAACAUUUCAAAGAUGAAAACAUUGGUUCUUCGGAAUUGUAAUCUUACAGGAGAGCUACCUUCAUUCCUUGGAACCAAUACUACUCUCUUGGAAAACUUAGAUCUUAGCUUUAAUCAAUUGAGUGGACCAAUCCCCAGCACAUAUACUGCACUUAGAGAUGUGGCACAUCUAUAUCUGACGGGGAAUAAGUUAAAUGGGUCAGUCCCAAAUUGGAUGGUAAAGGAAAGAGAUGGAGAUACAAUUGAUCUGACCUACAACAAUUUCUCCGAAGACACAAACACUCAGGAAUGUUUUUUCGAAAGAAUGAAUCUCUUCGCAAGUUCUUCUUCAAUGACAAACAACUCCUUGAAUGUUUACUGUUUGAAGAGCUACCAGUGCGCUAAAAAUUUCUAUGGUCUUCAUAUAAACUGUGGUGGGGAUGAGGUGAUAAUCAAUGGUACUAAGUACAAUGCUGAUACAUAUGAUAGAGCCCCACAUUUUUUCGAAAGCACAAUAAAUGGUUGGGUUUCAAGCAACACAGGAAACUUUAUAGAUGACCAUCGAGUUCCCGAGGGAUCAGGAAAUAUAUGGAAUAGUACAUCUGAGCUCAAGAUGAUAGAUCCUCAACUCUAUGCACAAGCUCGCCUCUCAGCCGUCUCACUCACUUAUUAUGCAAUGUGUAUUGUUAAUGGAGAUUACAAUGUUAAUCUCCAUUUCGCUGAGAUCAUGUUGAAGGAUGGCCAAACUUUUAAAAGUUUGGGUAGACGUAUCUUCGACAUAUACAUCCAGGGAAAGCUCAUGGUGAAGGAUUUCAACAUCGUAGAGGAGGCAGGAGGUGUCGGAAAAGUUGUCAUCAAGACAAUUCCAGUUACGAUUACAGAUGGUAAGUUGGAGAUACGGUUGUCCUGGGCGGGGAAAGGAACUGUAGCUAUUCCCGACAAAGGUGUUUACGGUCCACUCAUAUCGGCUAUAUCCGUGGAUCCAGGUAUGGUGAAUGAAUUAUUGGGUGUUCUAUUUAAUGACUGCUCGUAG